AUGAUAAGUCAUCAAAAUGACUUUGCAGGAUUAAAUAGCUUGAGAACUAAAAAUAUAAAUGAAAUUGCAGAAUUAGUUAAAAAGGCUAAAGAAAAUAAGAAAAAUUUAAAUAUUGAUUGUAAUGAAGAGGAAAACUUAAAACAUUUAAAAAAUUUUGCUGAAAAUCAAGGGAAUUGUUUCAAUAUAUGUAAAAAUAAUUUAAUUAAAAGAUUUGAAAAAGAUAUAACUGAAUAUAAAAAUUUUAGUUAUAAGAAUAAUAUUAAUUUCAAUGAAAAAAAUAUGAAAAAUUUGGAAAAGGAAUAUAAAGAUAUAGAACAUCAACUUUGCUUUUAUACUUGUGCAAGAAAAUAUUCUCAUUUACUUGGUGACAACAAAUAA
Messenger RNA from Plasmodium relictum, 378 nucleotides. Its product is annotated as conserved Plasmodium protein, unknown function. The coding region runs from base 1 to 378 and encodes 125 amino acids. Lineage: Eukaryota; Apicomplexa; Aconoidasida; Haemosporida; Plasmodiidae. The transcript is spliced from 2 exons. The record is from RefSeq and is a predicted model, not a curated record.